CGAAAUUUCACUUUUUCAAGUGCCGAUCCCUCUACGCGCACCGCGUGAAGAAGAAGACGUACUCGUCGCUUCUAGUGCGCGAUGAGUGCAAGCAGCUUCGACGAGACAGAAGAGCUUGUCAACUGGAUACGGGACCGGAUACGACUGCCAGGAUACACGCAGGCCAAGUGGACGCCGUCCGACUCGGCAUGUGUCAAGGACUUCGCCGAUUCCUUGAAUAUACCAGCGCUCUUCAUCUCUACAAACACGGCUCACGUCCUUCGCGUGGGCACGACGGCCCCUCGGGACGCCACCACGAUCAUGUACUUUGUCAAGAACGGCCAGGUCAGUGUCAAACCCACGACGGCGGUCACGGCGCUGCAGUUUGGGACAAUCCACGGCGAGGGUAUUUCGUCGUUGCUGCAGUUGAUGAAUACCUUUUACAUGCAGCGUCUGCAGCAAGAAACGUCAUGGCCGGAGAGCAUCCAGAAGGAGUUCACGGCGCAGUUUUAUCGCUUCAUGAGUAGUCUCACGGAGACGGUGAGUCGUGGGUGUGGAAAGACAGUGUUGUACCUUCCUCCGAUCGCACUAGACAAAGCCAAUUACAAAGACAAGGACCUGCUGCAGCAGCUCGAGUCCACCGUCAUCCAUUGGACUCGUCAGAUCAAGGAAGUUGUCAACAACCAAGACAACGCCCACGAUGCCGAAGGCGCGGGGCCGCUCGAAGAAAUCAAGUUUUGGGAGCAUCGCACCGAAGAUCUGUCGGGGAUCACCGAUCAGCUCAACCGACCGGGAGUGAAGGACAUUGUGGACAUUUUGAGUUUGGCCAAGUCGUCGUAUUUGCAGCCGUUUGAAACGCUGAGCCAAAUCAUCAAGCAAGGGUCGUUCGAAGCAAACGACAACCUGCGGUUCCUCAAGAAGCUGUGUCCGAUCUGCGAACAGAUGGCGACGGCGAGUCCGUAUGACAUUCCGUCGUUGCUGCCCAAGUUGCUCACGACCAUCCGCCUCAUUUGGAUGUACUCGCGGUUCUACAACACCGAGGACCGGAUCACGAGUUUGCUGCGCAAGGUCAGCAACGAGAUCAUCUCUGUAUGCUGCAAGACCAUCUCGUUGCAGCACAUUUUCAACGGCGACGUCCAAGGCAGCAUCCGCAACCUCGAAGAAACCAUCGAGUGCGGCGUCGCUUGGAAAACCAUCUACUACAGCGUGGCCAAGUCGGUCAACCAAGCUAGUACUAGUACUACUACUAGUAGUAGUACCCCGCCCGUCAAGUGGAAGUUUGACGACACGAGCAUCUUUGCCCAAGUCGAUGCGUUCGUGCAGCGGUGCCGCGAGUUGCUCGAAGUAUGCGAAGGGCAGAUCCAAUUUGCCCGCAAAGGCCAGGGCAGUUCGAGUUUGCCUUGCUUUGGCGGGAAUCGCGGCCAAGAGAUCGUCAAGUCUCUCAUGGGCAUUGAAACCCAGUUCCACCAGCACAUUGACCGCCUCCGCAGGCUCGAGUAUGACAUUCUGGACGUGAAGAUCACGUUUUGGCACACGGAUUUUAACGUGUUCAAGAACGGCGUCAAGGACCUCGAAGCCAUGACGCAAAACGUCAUCAACGCCGCGUUCGACUCAGUGUCGACCAUCUCGGCCGGAUGUGACCUCCUUCAGGCGUUCCAAACCAUUGCCAAGCGCGAAGCUAUCCGCCGGUGUGUGGAGAAACGAACGGUGGACGUGUACGGGAUGUUCAAAGCCGAGGUUGUGACGGUGCGCAACUUGUUUGAAAAGAACAAGGCGGUGCCGCCGCUGUCGAUAACCGAGCCCCAGUACGCCGGGGCUGCUCUGUGGGCCCGGGGCCUCCAAUUACGGGUCAAAGAAGACUUGGCGCGCUUGGCGCUGCUGACGUCGCUGCCUCCUGGCGCCGUUGAACUAGACGAAGCGCAAACACAAUUCGACGGCCUCAAAGCUGUGCUGCACGAUUACAUUCAGAAAAAGUACAAUGACUGGAUCGACGAGUUGAAUUCGCUGGGGACGACCAACUUGAACUCGCGACUGGAGAACCCCCUCAUGACCAAAACCAGUUUGGCGCUCGACGCCGCGGUGCCGACGGCGGCAUCGGCAUCGACGGCGGGUGGUGUCGCGGGGGGCAACGGCGCGCCAGGCCAAACCAAUCCCAAUCCCAACCCCCACGCCCUCGACGUGACCAACGCCGACAAGCUGCUCGGGCGGUCGAACAAGGGGUUCUUACACUGCAAUUUUGAUCGUCCGUUGUUGCAACUGUUUGCAGAAGUGCACUAUUGGCAGUACUUUAACGGGGAGAUCCAGAUUCCGUACAUUGCCCACGACAUUUGCAAUCAAAAGGAGCAGCUGCGCGUGCUACGCGAGCACGUGACGCUGGUGGUCCGAGACUACAACCGGAUCCUGCAUGAACUCAGCACAACCGAGCGGCGCCUCUUUGACGACAUCAUUCGCAAACUGGACCGGCGCAUUCAACCCGGGCUUGCCAAGCUCACGUGGCUGUCCAAGGGGGUGGUCGAGUGGUACGUGAACGACUGCCGCAAGCACUGCGAAGCCACGUACCGGAUCGUGCGCGAGUUCCAAGACAACAAGGACGUGGUCGCGUCCAACUGCAAGAUGAUCGCCGGACUCAUGCACAUCUCCAUCGAGCGCAACAACGUGUACGACGACGGCGUGUUUGAAGUCAAGCAGGUGAGCCACCGCGCCGCGAUGGAAACGAAGCUCAAGGCCGCAUACGAAAACAUCCGCAGCACCAUGAGUGCCAUGUACGUGCAUUUUGCCGCGGGACCGGGCGACGUCCAGCGAGAGUGGGCGCGGUUCGUAGAACGAGCAGACAAAACCCUCGAAGAUUCACUCCGCCAGUCGGUCAAGAAAUCGCUGCAGGAGCUCAGCAAGGCCAUCAACGGCGACGCCAAGACAGAUCCGCACCCGCUCUUCCGUGUGCACGUGAUCCUUGAAGACGGUAAAGUCGAGUUCAACCCACUCAUGGUCAACUUGACCCAGAUGGUCAACACUGCCGCCAAGGAAAUCUUCAACGUGAUCAGCGUCGUGCCGCGUCUCACGGCUACGGUCAACGGACGAGCCGACGACCACCCGCCCCAACCAUCCACCACAAUCACAACCGAUGCACGUACACAACCCAUGGACGGCAGCGAGGGCGCCACGUCACCGACCACUGCAGUAGUAGCUGCUACAGGUACUACUAGUGGUAGUUCUGGGAGCCACACGUUUUACCAGUCGAUUUUCAACGACGAAGAGAUCCUCAAGGUGUUGGUGCACAUCAUGAACGGCAUGUCGGCGAGCGCGACGGAGCUGCAAAAGUACUUGGGGUACUGGGACAAGUACAAGUUGUUGUGGAACCAAGACAAGCAAGCUUUUAUUCGACGCUACGCCAAGGCGAAUCGGCCGCUGCAGCAGUUCCGCGUCGACAUUGAACGGUACCGCGAGCAGCAAGUGAGCAUUCAAAACGAAGACUUGACCAACACGAUCAAUUUUAUUCAAAUCGACACGCAUUUUCUCAAGGCGAGUUUGGUGGACCAUACGGUGCAAUGGAUUGGCAAGUUGACGGGUUUGCUCAACCAAACAGCGUCGGACGAGCUCAAAGCACUCAUGAACAUGAUGAAGGCAAACACCAAGCGACUCCAAAUCAAGCCGAGUAACCUGGACCACCUUGGCGAAAGCAUCGGGCUGCUCCAGGAGAUCAAAGACUCGGCCCCGACUGUGGAAGCCCAGUUUGAUCCGUUGCAGCUCAAGUACGACUUGCUUGCCGAGUUUGACGUUCAAAUCACCGACGACGAGAUGCGCGACUUGCAGAGCUUACGGCCACACUGGGACGCGUUCGAAGGCAUGCUCGUGGACGCCAACACGAUGCUGCAAAAGUGUAAAAUUAGCAUGAAGCAGUCUCUUCAGGACAACGUCGCGGAGCUGAGUAACCACAUGGUGGAGCUCCGGAGCGAGGCUAUGGCGACGCUGCCGUACUCGGAUCAAACCCAAAACUCGGCCGCCGCGCACGCGAUAUUGCUGGACUUUGAAAAGAAGAUGGAGGCGACGCGCGUGCGGCAGGCGGUGCUGAAGAAAGGGCUCGAUAUCUUUGGCAUCGAAGAGACAUUGAACGACGGGUUCGUUCAGACAGAGAAGGAGCUCGAGCUUCUGCAGCAGAUAUGGGCGUUCUUUGACGAGUGGGAGUGUGUGUGGAGUUCGUGGAAAGGCAACGUGUUUGGCGAGUUGCAAGUCGACUCGAUGGAGGCGACGGCGGCGCAGUUUUUCAAGCGAAUCACCAAGUUGGGCAAAGACAUGAAGGAGUGGGCGAUCUGGGGCUCCAUGAAGGACAAGAUUGACCAGUUUCGCGCGACGUUGCCGUUGAUCCAAGACCUCAAGAACGACGCGUUGCGGCCCCGGCAUUGGGCGCAGCUCAAAGACGAAAUGCAAAGUGCGUUCGACGCCGACUCCAAGGGGUUUACAUUGGAAAAGGUGUUUUCGCUCGGGUUUCACUUGCACGCCGAGUUCAUUUCAACUCUGUCGGGCAACGCGAGCAAAGAAUUGUCGAUCGAGCAAGCGCUGGACGGGAUCGAAUCGCGGUGGAAUAGCAUUAACAUUGACAUGGUCGAGUACAAAUCCGUGUACUUUAAAGUCCGCAGCGCCGACGAUCUGUUUACAGCGCUGGAAGACGACCAAGUCCAGCUGUCCACGAUGAAAGCGUCGCCGUUCUUCGAUUCGUUCGCGACCAAGCUGUUGAUGUGGGAAGCCGCCUUGUCCACUGUAUCCGAGGUGAUUGAAACGUUGCUUGGGGUCCAGCGGUGCUGGAUAUACCUUGAGAGCAUCUUCAUGGCGUCGGAGGACAUUCGCAAGCAACUGCCGCUGGAAAGCUCCCUUUUUGACCAAGUCAAUACCGCCUACUGCAGUGUCACAUCUAGCAUGGCGCAGGUCCAGAACGCGCUCAAGGCCACGCAUUUGCCGCACACGCUCGACACGCUGUUGGACAUGCAAGACAAGCUGGACCGUAUCCAGAAAUGCCUCGAUCAGUACCUCGAAACGAAGCGGAUGAUGUUCCCGCGGUUCUAUUUCUUGUCCAACGAUGACCUGCUCGAGAUCCUUGGCCACCAAAAAGACCCGGAUCAGGUGCAAAAACACAUUAAAAAGUGCUUUGAAGCGAUCAAGUCGCUGUACUUGCUGUACCCGGGCACGCGAAACAACUUGACGUUUGAAGCCGCGGGUAUGAACGCCCCCGACGGCGAGCAAGUGCUGUUCAACACGAACGUCGUCAUCGCGGGCGCGGUCGAAGGCUGGCUCGUGCGUGUGGAAGCCGCCAUGAUUGCGUCGCUCGAAAAGCUGUACGCGGGGUGCCUCGUGGCAUAUCGCGGCAAAAAGGAGAAAUGGAUCAAGGAGUUUCCGGGGCAGCUGCUCAUCACGUGCGGCCAGACGGCGUGGACGAACGAAUGUAUCAAAGCACUGAACGAAGUCGCAAAGGGCGACAAGAAGGCCAUGAAAACGCUCAAGAAGAAGUGGGUGUCGUACCUAAACAAGCUGGCCGACAUGGUGCGCGGCCAGCUCACGUCCACAGAGCGCAAGAAGAUUGUGGCGCUGAUUACGAUCGAAAUCCACUCGCGGGAUGUCGUGGACCGGCUCGUGAAACAAAACUGCAAGUCGACCAACGACUUUGAAUGGCUUAUGCAGCUGCGGUUCUACUUUAACAAGGACUUGGGCGAGCACGGGAUUUGCGAAGUCAAGCAAACUGUCACGUGUUUGAAAUACUCGUACGAGUACCAAGGCAACAACGGCCGCCUUGUGAUCACACCCCUCACCGAUCGCUGCGUGCUCACCAUGACCACUGCCCUGCACCUAAACCGGGGGGGCAACCCCCUCGGCCCCGCCGGCACUGGCAAGACCGAAACUGUCAAGGACCUGGGCAAGAACUUGGCGAAAUACGUGAUCGUGUUCAACUGCAGUGAUGGCCUUGACUACAAGUCGGUGGGGCGCAUGUUCUCUGGGCUCGUUCAAUCGGGGGGAUGGGGCUGCUUUGACGAGUUCAAUCGGAUUGAGAUCGAAGUGCUGUCGGUUGUGGCCCAGCAAGUCCUCACCAUCAUGCAAGCGCUGACGAUGAAGCUGCCCGAGUUUAUGUUUCUCGGGUCCGUGAUCAAGUGUAACCACAACAUGGGUAUCUUCAUCACGAUGAACCCGGGGUAUGCCGGCCGCACGGAACUGCCCGACAACCUCAAGGCACUCAUGCGGCCGUGUGCGAUGAUGGUACCCGACUUGGCGCUCAUUGCGGAAGUGAUGCUCCAAGCCGAAGGGUUCCGCGAUGCCAAAGUGUUGGCGAAGAAGACCACGACCUUGUACGGGCUCAUGAUCCAGCAACUGAGCAAGCAAGACCACUACGAUUUCGGCCUCCGGUCGCUCAAAGCUGUGCUCAAUAUGGCGGGCGCGUUGAAGCGCGAAGACCCCAACAUGCAAGAAGAACACAUCCUCCUCCGAGCCCUUCGAGACAUGAACGCCCCCAAGUUUAUCAAGGAAGACGCGGCGCUCUUCAAGCUACUGCUGGGGGAUUUGUUUCCGUCGAUUGAGCUGGCCAUUCCCGAGUACGGGUCGCUGCAAUCGGCGAUUCAAAGUGAACUGACUCACCAGGGACUGCAGCUGCACCCGACCAUCUUGUUCAAAACGAUCCAACUGUUCGAGUCCCAGGCCACGCGGCACUGCAAUAUGAUCGUGGGGCAAACCAUGGCGGGCAAAUCCACUGUGUGGAAAACCCUCCAGGCCGCCAAAUCACAGCUGGCCAAGGACGGUGCCCCGGGGUACACCCCCGUCCGCGUCCAAGUGCUCAACCCAAAGUCCAUUUCCCUCAACGAAAUCUAUGGCGUAUAUGAUUUGUCGACGUUUGAAUGGAUCGACGGCAUCCUCAGCGCCAUUUUUCGCACGUUAGCCAGCGACGACAAGCCAGACGAGAAAUGGAUCAUGCUUGAUGGACCCGUCGACACUUUGUGGAUUGAAAGCAUGAACAGCGUCAUGGACGACAACAAGGUGCUCACCCUCAUCAACGGCGACCGUAUUGGCAUGAGUCCAUCGAUGGCGCUGUUAUUUGAAGUGCAGGACUUGUCAGUAGCAUCUCCUGCGACCGUGAGUCGAGCGGGGAUGGUAUACAUGGAUGUGGAGGAUCUGGGAUGGCGGCCCUUCGUUAAGACGUGGCUGGUUCAAGCGAUCACAGACCCAGACGAGCGAGACAUCCUCACCAGUCUCUUGGACAAGUACAUGACCAAGGUGCUCGCGUUUCGAUCGGCCGAAGUGACCGAGUUGAUUCCCGUGACCGAGUUCAACUGCGUCAAGUCGUUUUGCAACCUCUACAGCGUCCUAGCAACCAAGGACAAUGGCGUGGACAAAUCUGUGGGCGGUGCUGAUCAGUUUGCGCCGAUGGUGGAGAAAUGGUUUCUGUUUUGUCUCACGUGGAGUGUCAUGGGCGCGGCCAGCGAGGACGGACGCGUCCGGUUCGACGCGUGUAUUCGCGAAAUCGAGACCAUUUACCCGCCCGUGAAGACCAUCUAUGAGUUCUUUGUCGACCCCAAGGGCCGAGAGCUCAAGCUCUGGGACGAGCGCCUUCCCCCAGCGUAUCGGAUAUUGCCUGGCACGCCAUUUUACAAGAUUCUAGUGCCGACUGUCGACACGCUUCGGUACGGGUACCUGCUGCAGACGCUGGUGAAUGGGGGAUUGCACGCGCUGAUUGUGGGGGAUACGGGGGUUGGGAAGACGUCGAUGAUUCAAAAGGAGUUGGAUGGCCUCAAUGAUACGUACCAGCGCCUUGUGAUGAACUUUUCGAGCGCCACGUCUAGCAGCACGACGCAAGACGUGAUUGAAAACGUCAUGGAGAAGCGAUCGAUGAACCGAUUUGGUCCGAUGGGCGGCAAGAAGCUCGUGACGUUUGUCGAUGACAUGAACAUGCCUGCCAAAGACGAGUUUGGCUCGCAGCCGCCGCUAGAGUUGCUGCGCCAGUGGGUCGAUUAUGGCUGCUGGUACGACCGCAAGAAGCAGUCGCUCAAGUACUUUGUGGACAUGCAACUCGUGGGGUCGAUGGGUCCGCCGGGGGGCGGCCGGUCGGUGAUUUCGUCGCGAUUUCAAAGCCGAUUCAACCUCAUCAACUUGACGUUCCCUGAAGCCACGCAACUUCGCCGAAUCUUUGAGACGAUGCUCGUGCCAAAGCUGAGCGAAUUCGACGAUGAAAUCAAACCCCUGGGGGUCCCCCUCGUGUCGGCCACGAUCCAAAUCUACCAAGCGGUCGAAGCAACGUUUUUGCCCACGCCCCAGAAUUGCCACUAUUUGUUCAACUUGCGCGACAUGGCCAAAGUCGUGGCGGGGCUUCUCGUCGCGGAUAAGCACAUUAUCAGCAGCCGCGACGGCAUGUUGCGGUUGUGGCUGCACGAGUGUUUGCGGACGUUUUCCGAUCGGUUGACGGGGUCGUCGGAUCGAGCGACGUUCAAGACGAAAAUCGACGAGAUCUUGUCGACGUCAUUUCAAACGGAAUGGUCCCGUCUAUUGGGAUCGCUCCCGGAAUCGCUAAAGGAGAACGGUCCGUUGUUUAGCGGGAUCAUGACGCCGAUCGAGGACGAGAGUGCUUCGGGUGUCAAGUACGACGAGAUUGACGACAUUCGAGCGCUAAAACGACUGGUGGAGGAUCACUUGGACAACUACAACGUCGAACCGGGGUUGGUGCCCAUGAAUCUGGUGCUAUUUGGGGACGCGUUGAUGCAUUUGCUGCGCAUUUUCCGGCAGCUGACGACCCCCCGGGGGAAUUUGCUCUUGGUGGGCGUGGGCGGCAGCGGGCGGCAGUCGCUGACGCGGCUGGCGUCGUUUGCCGCCGGCUGCGACUUGUUUCAGAUCGAAGUGACCAAGAACUACCGCCCCAUGGACUUUCACGAAGACAUGAAAAAGCUGUACCACAGCGCCGGCGUUGUGGGCAAGAAGACGACGUUUUUGUUUAGCGAUACGCAAAUCAAGAGCGAAAGCUUUGUGGAAGACAUCAACAACGUGCUGAGCAGCGGGGAAAUCCCCGGGUUAUAUGAAAAGGAUGAGAUCAACACCAUCUUGGAAGCCAUUCGAGCCAAAGCCCGAGCCCACGGUGUGAAAGAAUCCAAAGACAACAUGUGGGCAUUCUUCAUCAACGAAGUUCGACGCAACUUGCAUAUUGUAUUGGCCCUCAGCCCCAUCGGAAAAGGGUUUCGCAAUCGCGUGAGACAGUACCCGUCACUUGUGAACAACAUGACCAUCGACUGGUUUGACGAGUGGCCACUCGACGCUUUGCAAGAGGUGGGCAUGAAGUUCCUCGACGAAAAACGAGUGGCCACGGAGCCCCAGCGACCCAAGAUUUCCGCCGUGUUUGCCGUCAUUCAUAGCAGCGUCGUGUUGGCGUCGGCGCAGAUGCUAGCGUCGAUGAAACGACACAAUUAUGUGACACCGACGAAUUACCUGGCCUUGGUCAAGGGUUACGUGGAAUUGCUGCUGGAAAAGAGCAGCACGAUUGCCGAUUCGCGGGAUAAACUCAAGAACGGGCUGGCGAAAUUGGAAGAGUCCCGGGCCCAAGUCGAGCAAAUGUCGAUUCAACUGGAGCAGCGCAAGAUCAUCGUGGCCCAGAAGAACAAGGAUUGCAGCGACUUGCUUGUGAUUAUCGUGAGCGAGCGCCGCGUGGCCGACGAGCAGCGGAAGCAGGUGGAAGCCGAGAGCGAGCGCAUCUUGAAGGAAGAGAUCGAGACGAAAAAAAUCGCCGACGACGCGCAAACCGACUUGGACGAAGCGCUGCCAGCGUUGGCCAAGGCCAUGGCCGAGGUGGAAUUACUCGACAAGAAAGCCAUAGCUGAAGUCAAAGUGUACUCGCAGCCUCCCGAAGCGGUGAGUUUGGUCAUGUGCGGGGUCAUGGUAUUGUUUGGGCUUCCCCCAACGUGGGCCCAAGCCAAGAUCAAAAUGAACGACGUCAACUUUUUACAGCAAAUCAAAACGUUUGACAAAGACACGAUCCGGGACAAAACGUUGUCAGCACUCAAAAAGUUCACGUCCAAAGAAAUGUUCAAGUCGGAAACUGUGAAGAAAGUGUCGAGCGCGGCGGGGGCGCUGUGCUCGUGGGUGCUCGCCAUGGAGGUGUACUCGUCCGUGUUUCGGCUCGUCGCCCCCAAGCGCGACGUGCUCAAGAAAUCGCAGCAAGCACUCGCGAUCAAGCAGCGCGACUUGCAAACGGCCAAGAACAAGCUCCAAGACGUGAUUGAAAAGGUCGAAGCGCUCAAGAAACAGUACGACGACAGCGUCAGCGAGAAGAACGCUUUGCGGGAAGAAGCCGAAGUGCUAGAGCUCAAGCUGAGCCGCGCCACGCAGCUCGUGUCUGGCCUGUCGGGGGAGCGGGAGCGGUGGCAGGUGUCCAUUGCAACCAAAGACGCGGCGCUGGUCAAUGUUGUCGGGGAUGCGCUGGUAGCGGCUGCGUUCUUGUCGUACGCGGGCCCGUUCGACUCGCUCUUUCGGUCGUCGCUGUUGGACACGUGGAGCAACCGCGUGCAACAGCAGGCGCUCCCCAUGUCGCAGACGUUUCAGUUCACCGACUUUCUCGCAGAUCCGACGGAUGUUCGGCACUGGAACGCGCACGGCCUGCCACGAGACAACCUAUCGACUGAAAAUGGCGUCGUGACGCUCCGAGGCACGCGGUGGCCGCUGAUGAUUGACCCCCAAGGCCAAGCAAACAAGUGGAUCAAGUCGCUCGAAGGCGCCAAGUUGGACGUGGUGGACCCGAUGAUGAAAGACUUUUUGCGCAAACUCGAAAACGCGAUUCGAUUUGGCACGGCUGUGCUCAUGCAAGACAUCCAGGAAGAACUCGACCCAUCGUUGGAACCAAUCUUGAACAAGAGCAUCGUCAAGGUGGGCAACCGCGAAGUGCUUCGCAUUGGCGACAAAGAGCUCGACUACAACCGCGACUUUCGAUUUUACCUGACCACGAAGCUCCACAAUCCACAUUAUACCCCCGAAGUGUCGACGAAGACCACGAUUGUGAACUUUGUCGUGAAAGAACAAGGCCUUGAAGCGCAGCUGCUGGGGACCGUCGUGCAGAUGGAAGAGCCGGCGCUCGAAGAGCAAAAGUCCGAGCUCGUGGUCAAAGUUGCCGCCGCCAAGCACAAGCUGGUGGACUUGGAGAACGAAAUCCUCCGGCUCUUAUCCAAUGCCAAGGGCAGUUUGCUUGAUGAUGAGUCCCUUGUGAACACACUCAAUGCGUCCAAGGUCACGUCGGAGGAAGUGACCUCGCAGCUUGUCGUGUCGGAGGAAACGGAGAAGAAAAUCGACGCGGCGCGCAUGGGGUAUGUGGCCGUGGCCGUGCGGUCGUCCACGCUGUACUUUGUGCUGAAUGACAUGACCAAGGUCGACCCGAUGUACCAGUUCUCGCUCGACUCGUACGUAGACUUGUUCAAGGAAUCGAUUGCCAAGAGCCGAUCGUCCCGCCAGACGAUGACGCUUACAGACGACCUGAGCGAGCGCAUCGCGGCCAUCAACGACUUUCACACGUUCGCCGUGUAUGCGUACGCGUGCCGGGGACUGUUUGAGCGCCACAAGCUGCUCUUUUCCUUCCAAAUGUGCAUCCGCGUCAUGCAAAGUGUCCAUAAAGUGCCCCUGGACGAGUACGAGUUUCUCCUCAAGGGCGGCAACUUGCUCGGCAACGACGAACGUGUGACCAACCCCGUGACCGACUUUUGCACCGAGCCAGUCUGGCUCGCUGUGGUCGACUUGAACCGCAUGCCGCGGUUCCAGGGGUUGGUGUCGUCGUUCGAACAAGCGGGAAAAGCGUGGAAAUCCUGGUUUCAAUCGAGUUCGCCAGAGAUUGAAGCCCUACCCGGGGACUGGGAAGGCAAAUGCAACGAACUCCAGCGCAUGAUCUUGUUGCGCGUGCUCCGUCCAGACCGCGUGACCAUCCAAGCCGCAAAGUUCGUGUCGACCAACCUCGGGCCGCAGUUCGUGGACCCGCCUCCGUUCGACCUGCGCGCGAUUUACGACAACUCGUCGUACAAGACGCCGUUGAUCUUUGUGCUGUCGCCGGGGGUGGACCCUACGAAUAACUUGAUGGCGCUAGCCGAAGUGCUUGGGAAGAAGGUCGAAAACUGUGCAUUGGGGCAGGGGCAGAGUCAAUUUGCCGAAGCUAUGCUCGCCCGGGGGCUAGAGGGGGGCAACUGGGUCUUCCUAGCCAACUGCCAUCUCAUGCUCAGCUGGGCGCCGACGCUGGAAAAGCUCAUCGACAACUUUUGUGCGUCACCAACUGUGAACCCAACCUUUCGGCUGUGGCUCACAUCCGACCCCAACCCCAAAUUCCCCAUUGCGAUCCUCCAACGCGGGAUCAAGAUGACCACGGAACCCCCGCGCGGCCUGCGCGCCAACUUAUUGCGGCUGUACAACACCGUGACCAGCGAUCGCUUCCAGCGCUGCAAACAAGCUAAAAAGUACAAGCGACUGCUGUUUUGCCUCUGUUGGUUCCACGCAUUGUUAUUGGAGCGCCGCAAGUUCAACAACUUGGGGUGGAAUAUCCCAUAUGACUUUAACGAGUCGGACUUUGCCAUCUCGGAAGACGUGCUGGCAAUCUACUUGGACGAGUACGAAGACACGCCGUGGGAAGCCCUCAAGUACCUGAUCGCGCAGGCCAAUUACGGCGGCCGCGUCACCGACGACUGGGACCGCCGUCUCAUGCUUGUGUAUGUGGGGCAGUUUUUCUGCGAAGACAUUCUCGAGCUUGAUCAAGCCCCGUUGGCGGAUUCGCCAGAGUAUUUCGUGCCCGAGGACGGCGAUUUGCAAACGUAUGGCGACUUUAUUCGCAACUUGCCGCUCGAAGACCCCCCCGCAGCGUUUGGCCAGCACUCGAACGCCCAGAUCGCGUCUCAGAUUGACAAUGGCCGAGAACUGCUAAGUACAAUUCUCGGGCUGCAGGCGAUGGGGGCAGCCGAGGGCGGCAAAGGCAACGACGAAAAGAUCAUGGGCGUGCUCUCCAAUUUAAAAGACAAAGUUCCUGACGUGUUUGACUUGGCCAACGUCAAACUGAACCUUUCAACACGAAGCGACCCCGACGCGCUCAAGACGGUGCUCCUGCAAGAGCUUGAGCGGUACAAUAAACUGCUAGGGGCGAUCAAGAGCCAGCUCGUCGCGCUGGAGAAGGGCAUGCAGGGGAUGGUGGUCAUCACACCCGAACUCGAAGCCGUGUACAACGCCAUGCUUAUUGGCGCCGUGCCAAAAGCGUGGGGGUUCUGCUACCCGUCGCUGAAACCACUGGGUAGUUGGACCCAAGAGCUGGAGCUGCGCAUAUAUCAGAUGCGCCACUGGGCCAACACGGCCCAGCCUGUAGUGUUUUGGCUGUCGGGGUUCACGUACCCCACGGGGUUUCUCACGGCGUUGCUGCAAACCGCGGCUCGGAAGAAUGGCGUGUCGAUAGAUUCCCUCAACUGGGAGUUUUUGAUCAUCAACCAGCACGAAGACUCGAUCGUGGUCGGGCCCAAGGACGGCGCGUACGUCAAGGGUUUGUUCCUCGAAGGCGCGAGGUGGGACUUCGAGCACGACUGCUUGGCAGAACCCAACCCGAUGGACCUGUACUGCAACAUGCCCAUGAUUCACUUCAAGCCCGUGGAAACCAAGAAGAAAGCGUCCAAGGGGACGUACAGUUGUCCGCUGUACAUGUACCCAAUCCGCACGGGUACCCGCGAGCGGCCGUCGUUUAUGAUCGCUGUGGACCUGAGAUGCGGGGCUGGCAAGUCCCCCGAUCUCUGGACCAAGCGCGGCACGGCCAUGCUGUUGUCCUUGAGCACGUAAACAAUGUCUCAUCGUAAUGUAAAAGACAUGGUUGCGUUCGAACGACAGGGGGGGCGGGAAUCUUGUGUGUGACGUGGAGACAGCACAAGACGUCCCCUUGGCUCUUGUGUUGCAUGCUACUAUACGUACUAUACGCAUAGUAUUCAGCUCUACUGGCGACGAAACAGCAAUCGACUUACUACCGGU
Molecule: messenger RNA, 13959 nt
Organism: Aphanomyces astaci
Lineage: Eukaryota; Oomycota; Saprolegniomycetes; Saprolegniales; Verrucalvaceae
Exons: 7
Coding region: 82-13773 (4563 amino acids)
Biological process (GO): microtubule-based movement
Cellular component (GO): dynein complex
Molecular function (GO): ATP binding; dynein light intermediate chain binding; ATP hydrolysis activity
Source: RefSeq, a predicted model, not a curated record